This is a messenger RNA of Eutrema salsugineum, 1331 nucleotides long. RefSeq names its product probable sugar phosphate/phosphate translocator At3g14410. Bases 129 to 1142 code for a protein of 337 amino acids. Lineage: Eukaryota; Viridiplantae; Streptophyta; Magnoliopsida; Brassicales; Brassicaceae. Gene Ontology annotation, molecular function: antiporter activity. Gene Ontology annotation, cellular component: trans-Golgi network; Golgi apparatus; endosome. The record is from RefSeq and is a predicted model, not a curated record. The transcript is spliced from 7 exons.
GUAUGCUUCAGUGAAGGAGAGGAAGAAAGGAAAAAGAAGGAAAGCAACUGGAAAAGUGGAAGAAAAAAUUAAAACAGUGGUGACAAAUUUUUUUCCGUGAUCGGAGAUCAUCACAAUCAUCGGUGUCAAUGGCGGAUCGGAGCAGAGGCUUUAUGAGAGAUGAAUUCGUGACCUAUGCUUACAUUCUUCUUUAUAUCGCCCUUUCUAGCGGUCAAAUCUUUUUCAAUAAGUGGGUUUUGUCAUCUAAGGAAAUAAACUUCCCUUAUCCGCUUGGAUUGACUUUACUUCAUAUGAUCUUUUCCUCUGUCUUGUGCUUUAUUCUUACCAAAGUUCUUAAGAUCGUGAAGGUUGAGGAAGGAAUGACACUAGAAAUAUAUGUUACAUCAGUUAUUCCAAUAGGUGCGAUGUUUGCAAUGACCCUCUGGUUGGGAAACACUGCCUAUCUGUACAUAUCAGUUGCAUUUGCCCAGAUGUUGAAGGCUAUAAUGCCUGUUGCUGUGUUUAUCCUUGGAGUAGCUGCUGGACUUGAAAUCAUGAGCUGCCGGAUGCUUUUGAUAAUGUCUAUCAUAAGUUUCGGUGUUCUAGUGGCCUCUUAUGGGGAAUUAAACAUCAACUGGAUCGGAGUGGUUUACCAAAUGGGUGGUGUCGUUGGAGAAGCCCUGCGUCUUAUCUUCAUGGAAAUUCUUGUCAAGAGGAAAGGCAUCAAAUUAAACCCAAUCUCACUUAUGUACUAUGUGAGCCCCUGCAGUGCUAUUUGCUUGUUUGUACCGUGGAUCUUUCUAGAGAAAUCGAAGAUGGACGGUAGUGGCACUUGGAACUUCCAUUUCGUAGUGUUGACCCUUAAUUCCCUCUGCACAUUUGCUCUCAACUUGUCUGUUUUCCUGGUGAUUUCUCACACGAGUGCUCUCACUAUCCGAGUUGCUGGUGUUGUCAAGGAUUGGGUGGUUGUUUUGGUCUCAGCUCUUCUUUUCGCCGACACAAAACUCACAAUCAUCAAUCUUUGUGGUUACGCCAUUGCCAUUGCCGGUGUAGCUGCUUACAACAACCAUAAGUUGAAGAAAGAAGCAUCCAGAGUUACCACUGAAACUCCAGGAGAUGGUGAAUCUAUACCGUUGGUAUCACAGGCUGAUUCAGAGAGGUAAUCUUUGAUUGAUUGUUUUGUGAUAUGUACCGUCCAAUUUCUAUUAACUUAUACAAAAUACUCUGUACCUGAACAAGAAAAAAUAUUUAAAUCAAUUUUUCUCCAAUUGUCAUGAUUUUAAUCACAACCUUUGGUAUGUGUACUGUAGUUGAUAUAUGAUCGUUGAGCGAAUAUGUUUGAUUUGUUUCCU